UUUUGUGUUCAAUCGAUAAUUUCAUAUCGUAGUAUGGAGUGAAGAAAAAAUUGAUGUUUCUUUUGUUGAAAUUCCGCUGUUAGCUAUACACAAGACUGUUGUGUGGUAUCACAGAAAAAUACGAUGGAGUGAUGAAGUUUAAAAAUCACCUGUUUCGAAAAAAUCUCAGCUGAGCUGUUAUUGAUGCACCCUUCCCAGUAUCAAAACAUUGCACCAAAGUGAAGUAAAUUUUGAUACAUCUUCAUAAUCCUCAUACAGUUCAAAUGAGUUAUAUUCAUAGACACAAUGUCGGACGACUCGGAAGAAGCUUGUCUUGUUAGACCAAGAUCACCAUCGUUGACAAGUUCAUUAACGGGAAUAAUGCAGUAUACGCAAGGAUUGCCAAGCUCGCAGCAUCAUGCGCCCGACAACAAUACCAUGAACAACCAUAGUUCGAUCCACAGCCAGGGCUCUCAUUCAACAGCACGGGGUUCACAGUCAGAAUCGGGUGAACUUAUUGAUUAUAGUGACGAUGUGAUACUGAGUCAGUUUCACGCAGAUGCGAUAAAACAAGCCGGCUUCGGGAAAUUCCAGUUGAUUGCUUCCAUCAUUAGCGGCCUUGGCUUAGCUGGACAUGCCAUCCAAGUUUAUGCUAUAUUUUACAUCAUACCAUCAGCAGAAGUUGAAUACUGCAUUCUUGAUACGGAGAAAAGUUGGCUUGGUUCCAUAACACUGCUGGGUAUGGCAAUUGGAGCAUUACUUUGGGGUGGAUUGGCUGGGCGAGCUGGCCGUAGAAAAGCUCUCUUAAGUUGUUUAGCGGUCUGUGGAGUCUUUUCCGUUAUAGCAGCCUUCAUGCCGACAUAUGGUACAUUCAUGAUGGCUCGGUUCUGUGCAGCUACCGGAAUAGGUGGUGCACUACCAACUGCUACUGUAUACUUGUGUGAGUUGACUCCAGUUAAUUUCCGUGCUCGAAUGUUAGGCUUAUUGGGUGCACUUGGUACUGCCGGAGGGAUGUUUGCUGGGGCAGUAGCAACAGUUACCGUUCCAGAAACCGGUCAAAAAGUAAUACAAGAGAACAAGGAACAUUUCAGUGCUUGGCAUCGUUAUUUGCUUCUUAGUACAUUGCCGACAUUUGCGUCCAUUCUCGGUCUCUUUUGGCUGCCAGAAUCACCCAGAUACUUGCUUGAAAACUCUAGAGAAGUGGAAGCGCUUACAAUCUAUCAGAAAAUUUAUCAGAACAAUCGAACUCGUGGUGGUUAUUCGCUGACAGAACUUGAAUUGCCUGGAACUCGGACACAUCGAAACCUGCCAUCUUCAGUAUUACAGGAAAUGGCAACCAGUAUCACUUUAUUCUUUGGUAGCUUUUUCCAGUUAUUUAACAAAGUCAACUUGAGGCGAACGUUGCUUUUAUUCGCGGCUUGGACAACGACGCUUUUAGUAUAUCACGGAUUAACCGUUUAUGUAGCCGAAUACUCCAAAAGUCUGGAGAGGGAAAACUACUCACGCAAUACAAUCAACAAGGACAACGUGUCGUAUGAAAAUAUAGAAUUCAAUAAAUCGAUUGAAAAUACAGUGUACACCAAUUGUCGAUUUAUGAAUUGCACUUUUAGAAGGAUGUUCAUUAGUCACGUGGUAUUCAAUAACUGCACAUUUCAAGACACGGAAUUCACCAACGUAAAGACUAGUCGUACACAAUUCAAAUUCAGUAUAUUGGAUGACGUAGGCCUAAUCGACACAGAUUUAACGGAGCGUCAUUUUGUCGAUUGUUUGAUGAAUAAUGUUACAACACUACGAUUAUUAUCUACCUGCGAUAGAGAUUUUGAAUAUAAUAUUUAUCUUGACACUGUGUGGAAAUCACAUUUUGGAGCUUUGCUACCAGCGGUUGUAUUCAUGUUAAUGGUUGGCGAGGGAUCGCACCGUUUUGGACGAUGCAGAGCAGCAACUCUUUGUUUCGGCUUUGCCAUCAGUUUAACUUUAACGUUUUCAUUGCUCUAUCAUAAUCUACAAAUUAUAUGGACCGCAGGUUCGGCACAAGGUUUAAUGCUGGCAGGAAUUGCUGCACUAACUUUGAUGGCAAUAGAAAGUUACACAACGUCCUUAAGGUGUACAGCGAUUGGAUUUUUCGUCGCUGGUGGACAUUUUGGAGCAUUAGUUGGGGCUCAAUUAUACGCUGCAUUCCCAGUGAUAUCGUCGAAAGUGGCCGCAAUAGUGUCUGCUUUAUUUCUGAGCGUUCCCAUCACUUCUGCGAUCAUACUGAGAGAUCCGUGCUUGUUACUAUAAGUGCAAUAUCAAUACAAAAUAGAGAAAGCAAUUGAGCAUCCAAGUUAAAUUAGAUUGAAUGCUCGUGAUGAAGGCUACAUUCCAUUAAUCAUUUAUUUUCUAUACAUGAUGCGUUCCAUAGUUACCAGGACUUUAUUUAAAACAGUAUAUUCGAGUGGCAUCCCAUAUCGAUGUCCUGAAAACAAAGUAGAUACAUUCCUCACUGGAAUUCCGUGAUAAUAGUCGUCUAGAAGUGGGGUUAUUGUUUUAUUUGAGAUUUUAUGUUUGUUAGAACAUUGAAAUACUUGAUUAUUUUAUCUAAAAUAAAUGACUUAAGUUUUUCCGAAUUAUUUUCUAGAAAACUAUUUUAAAUAAAAUGAUAUAAUGAUAUAAUGAUAUAAUGAUUUUAAAUAAAAUGAUAUAUAUAUAUAUAUCUGCAUUUUUUUUUGGAACGCACCUUGUGUAUACUGGACGAAAAUUUCUGGCGUUUUUGUGUUUCACUGAGAUUGAAAUAGAAUGUUAGUAUUUCAUGUAGCAACCAGGCUGUAAUGAACCUCUCGUAUAAAAUAUGUUGAAUUAUUAUACUUUUUGCUAGGAGAUACUAUCCUCGACAUUAAUUGAUAGAUAAUUGAAGUGAAAGUAAUUUUAAGAAAUAGAGAAAUACGUUCUUGAGGGCGGACAACCUCCUUCUGCUUCACAACAGUAUCAACCAUCCAAUAAAUCCUUCAAUUGAUUCAGGAUAACAAAAAUCGAUUCACUACGUGCAUAUCAUGCUGUAAUUGCAACAAAAAUGUUAAUAGCUUUUUUUUUGAAAAAAGCGUGCUCAUUGUAUCAAUUUAGAAUAUGGCUAAAAUGAUUAAGCGAAGAUGAAAUUUAUUACCCAUAUCAUAAUAAACAUAGAACAAAGUUCAA
Toxorhynchites rutilus septentrionalis is the source of this 3150-nucleotide messenger RNA. Its product is annotated as synaptic vesicle glycoprotein 2A-like. Gene Ontology annotation, cellular component: membrane. The record is from RefSeq and is a predicted model, not a curated record. Gene Ontology annotation, molecular function: transmembrane transporter activity. NCBI's taxonomy places the organism in Eukaryota, Metazoa, Arthropoda, Insecta, Diptera, Culicidae. The transcript is spliced from 8 exons. Gene Ontology annotation, biological process: transmembrane transport. The coding region runs from base 286 to 2259 and encodes 657 amino acids.